UGUGGCAGCUGGGUGUAGGAGGGAACUGGUUAUGACCCAGAGGAGCUGGUGGCUGUGACUCCUGUCAUAGAGGAGAUGAAGGCAGGGUUCUGGGGCCUGUGUGCUCUGCACCAUAAUGUUGGGGGAAUUAAUACUUCUUUUUAGGAGUCUCCAUUACCCUUCACCAGGCAUGAUAGGAGCACUGGUGACUUGGCUGAUAUACUACAAGCCAUUCUUGUUUGGGUUCCUGUUCCUUCUUCUGUUGCUUAGCAACUGGCUGGUCAAGUAUGAAUCCAAAGCCACCCCCUCAGAACCCCCACAGGUGAAGGAAGAGAAGCCAAAGACACCAGAAGCUGGCUCCAACAACAACAAUGCCAAGAGCAUGAAAGAAGUAGAGAAAAUGUAUGCCUGCUUUGCUCUCCAGGACAAGAUCCUCGAACGGCUUUUGUUCAGUGAGAUGAAACUGAAAGUCCUGGAAAAUCAGAUGUUCAUCCUAUGGAAUAAAAUGAAUCGCUGCAGGCCGUCAAGCAAAUACCAGCGUUUCCCCAGGAAGAAAUACAUACUGGAGAGGCAAAACUCAAUCUUCUCCAUCGUUUCUGAUUGUACUUCCAAUUCCCAGGCCUAAUGAGACUGAGGCAAGCCAGCCUCUGCUGAUGUUAUCUCCA
Messenger RNA from Chinchilla lanigera (long-tailed chinchilla), 644 nucleotides. RefSeq names its product chromosome unknown open reading frame, human C1orf234 (gene Tex46). Lineage: Eukaryota; Metazoa; Chordata; Mammalia; Rodentia; Chinchillidae. The record is from RefSeq and is a predicted model, not a curated record.